AUGAUAGCCAUGGACAUGGUGCGCAAUGCAGGGGAUUUCUCCGAGCAGAGAGACAUGCAGAGGCAGCUGCACGAAGGCGCGGUCGGAGUUGCCCCUCGUGUCCCAGGGGACGCGGUUCAGUUGCCCCUUGAUGCCACCGAGCGCAAAAUGUUCUGCCCCGCGGAAAAGAAAUCCGGAGAAACAGAUUCCAAUAAAGUGUACGGGACGUUUUCGAGCGGUGCGCCCGUUCCUCCCCCGGUUCCUGCCCCUCUUAAGGAUGCCUCCGGGCCGUUUUUACCCCAAACGGAUAAAGCCAUGUCGCAGAAUAACUGCCCCUCCUCCGCGAAACAGGGGGCAAUGGUGGUUCUGGGCACAGAUGGUACUGCGUCUGUUCAGCUCAACCGGGAAGAGCAAGACGAUGAUGAAGAAGGUGAUGAGAAUAAAGCCAGAGGAAACUGGUCCAAUAAACUGGAUUUUAUUCUUUCUAUGGUGGGUUAUGCUGUGGGUUUAGGAAACGUCUGGAGGUUUCCAUACCUCGCCUUUCAAAAUGGAGGGGGUGCAUUUUUGAUCCCAUACCUGAUCAUGUUGGGUCUUGCUGGAAUUCCCAUCUUCCUUCUGGAAGUUUCUUUGGGCCAAUUUGCCAGUCAAGGACCUGUUUCUGUUUGGAAAGCUAUUCCAGCUUUACAAGGUUGCGGGAUUGCCAUGUUGAUUAUAUCAGUCUUGAUAGCCAUAUACUAUAAUAUAAUAAUGUGCUGGACACUGUACUACCUGUUCGCUUCGUUCACUUCGUUGAAGGGCUUAUUGCCAUGGACAUACUGUACAAACGAAUGGAACACAGCCGAGUGCAAAGACAAAGAAAUGCUGCGGCUAGAUUCCUGUAUCCUUCGAGAAAGAAACAUCACCUCUAUAAAGAACACUACAUUUUGUUUGUCUGCAAAUGUCACUGGGAGUUUAAGCAAGCUGCUAAAUCUCACCACGGAUAACAGAACCUAUGCCAGCCCCAGUGAAGAAUAUUUCAAAUAUAAUGUGUUGCACAUUUCCAAAGGGAUUGAGUAUCCUGGAGACAUCCGCUGGCCUCUGGCUGCUUGCCUUUUUCUAGCAUGGCUCAUUGUCUAUGCUUCCCUGGCUAAAGGAAUCAAGUCAUCAGGCAAGGUGGUGUAUUUUACAGCCACUUUUCCUUACGUGGUUUUGGUGAUUUUGUUGAUCCGUGGCGUGACGCUGCCUGGUGCAGGAUCCGGGAUCCUUUACUUCAUUACACCAAAAUGGGAAAAACUCAAUGAUGCCAAAGUAUGGAAGGAUGCUGCCACUCAGAUCUUCUUCUCCCUUUCCGCAGCAUGGGGAGGGUUAAUCACUCUCUCCUCAUACAAUAAAUUUCAUAACAACUGUUAUAGGGACACUAUAAUAGUGACAUGUACAAACAGUGCUACCAGUAUUUUCGCUGGCUUCGUGAUUUUUUCCGUCAUCGGCUUCAUGGCUCAUGAGCUUAAGGUGCCGAUCGAGAGGGUGGCAGAUGAGGGUCCUGGCAUUGCAUUUGUGGUUUAUCCCGAAGCCCUCACCAGGCUGCCUAUCUCUCCAUUUUGGGCCAUCAUUUUCUUUCUUAUGCUCCUCACGCUUGGGCUGGAUACCAUGUUUGCAACCAUCGAGACUAUUGUGACGUCUGUUGCUGACGAAUUCCCCAAAUAUCUGCGAAAGCAUAAACCUCUCUUCACCCUUGUAUGCUGUGUGUCCUUCUAUAUCCUGGGCUUUCCAAUGAUAAACGAGAGUGGCAUGUACAUGCUUCAGCUGGUUGAUACCUAUGCAGCCUCUUAUUCGCUCGUCAUACUCGCCAUCUUUGAGUUAAUUGGAGUUAGUUACAUCUACGGCUUGCAGCGGUUCUGUGAGGACAUUGAAAUGAUGAUUGGUUUCCAGCCGAACAGAUUCUGGAGGAUUUGUUGGGCUUUUGUAACACCUACUAUCCUCACAUUUAUUUUGGGACUGAGUUUGUACCAGUGGAAGGUGAUGACCUAUGAGGACUACACCUACCCCACCUGGUCCAUGGUGCUCGGCUGGCUCAUGGUCAUCUGCUCCGUUAUCUGGAUCCCCAUCAUGUUUGUCAUUAAGAUGUACAUUGCUCCAGGAACAUUCAUUGAGCGACUGAAGCUUGUGUGUUCUCCUCAGCCUGACUGGGGUCCUUUCCUGAUGAAGCAUCGUGGUGAGCGCUAUAAAAACAUGAUUGAUCCGCUUGGAACAAAUUCACUGGGGCUCAAACUUCCUCCUAAAGACUUCCAGCUCUCUGGCCCUUGA
Messenger RNA from Tachysurus vachellii, 2262 nucleotides. RefSeq names its product solute carrier family 6 member 5 (gene slc6a5). Gene Ontology annotation, cellular component: membrane. Gene Ontology annotation, biological process: synaptic transmission, glycinergic; glycine import across plasma membrane; sodium ion transmembrane transport. The transcript has 16 exons. NCBI's taxonomy places the organism in Eukaryota, Metazoa, Chordata, Actinopteri, Siluriformes, Bagridae. Gene Ontology annotation, molecular function: glycine:sodium symporter activity. The coding region runs from base 1 to 2262 and encodes 753 amino acids. The record is from RefSeq and is a predicted model, not a curated record.